Perkinsus marinus ATCC 50983 is the source of this 492-nucleotide messenger RNA. RefSeq lists its product as hypothetical. The transcript has 5 exons. The annotation marks the transcript as partial. The record is from RefSeq and is a predicted model, not a curated record. Lineage: Eukaryota; Perkinsozoa; Perkinsida; Perkinsidae.
GUGCCAACGAGCUCGCUAGAUGAAUGCUCUCGAUGGGUUUUACCGUCGGAAACAGGUUUAGCAUUCUCCCCAUCCUCGUCUUCCCAAAAAGACGAUUCCCGUCGAACAAUAGCGUUCGUUACUACGCCGAUGGAGAUUAUUAUGAUUUCGAGACGGUCGCUUAUGGACCAUGCGAUGUGGCUUAUCGCUCGGAGAAAAUUCGAGAGAGCUGUGCAAGUUGCUGCUACUAUGGACACUUCUGAGGCUGUGGGCACUGUGUUGAGCUCAGCGUUGCAACCACUACUUAGUGAUAAGGAGUACCAUAGGGCGGCGACUUUGACGUCUCUCAUUGAUAGUGAAAAACACGGGGCUAUUUGGAAGUCUAUUGCUGCUGAGUUCGAGUCGUAUGACGCCUUGCAGUUCCUCGUAGGGUAUUUGCCUACUGAUGUUAAUACGGCGAAAAGGAGCGGCUUGGUAGAUGCUGAGAUUUACGAUAAGACAAUUACGAAGUAG